GCUCGGAGUGAUCGAGAUCCUGGACCGAGUCGUCGAGUCUCGACGACGCCGGGCUCAAAUUUUCUGUCAAUCACGCCGACCAUUGCUGCUCACUUACGGCCUCAACAAAUUCUCCCAUUCAGUGACUUGCUGCUACCAUGCGUCAGAAACGAGCUAAAGCUUAUCGCAAGCUCAUGUCUCUCUACUGCAUGUCCUUCGGCUUCCGGCAACCGUACCAGGUGUUAGUCGACUCCGAGAUGUGUAAAUCGUCUAUCACGCAAAAGCUUGAGCUCUCAAAGCAACUCGAGACUGUCCUCCAGGGUACCGUUAAGCCCAUGAUUACCCAAUGCUGCAUACACGAACUUUACUUGCAGGGAAAGGAACAGCAACCGGCCGUCGACCUCGCGAAGACGUUUGAGCGACGGAAAUGCAACCACCGCGAGGCGAUUCCUGGGGAUGAGUGUUUGGCCAGCGUCGUCGGCGAGACGAACAAGCAUCGCUACGUGAUUGCAACGCAGUCGCAUGAUCUCCGCGUGAAGCUACGUACUGUACCUGCAGUGCCGCUGGUUCACAUUAACAGGUCGGUCAUGAUACUGGAGCCUCCAAGCAAGGCGACACUUGAAGCAAAGGAGUCGGCCGAGGAACAAGUGCUUCAUCCAUCUGCCCCGGAGAUCGCUACUCUACCCUCUACGAGCACACCAGCCGAAGCUCCCAAGAGAAAGAUGAAGGGACCAAAAGGACCUAAUCCGUUGAGUGUCAAGAAGAAGAAACCGAAGGUCGAUCCAUCAGCACCGAAUAAGGCGGCGAAUGAGAGUGAACAGGGUCACGCAGGUGCGAAGCGCACACGGGGCGAGGACGCGGAUGGAAAUGUAGAUGGAGGGGAGGAACCUAGCUCACAAGGAGCCGGUCGCAAACGAAAGCGGCGAAAGAAGAUGGGCGAUAAUGAGCCUGACCAUGAGCCCCGCGGAGACACGCCAUAGCAUCCGCGUAGACCAUGCUAUGUCGCUUCAGUCUUUGGCUCUCAAUCUAUGUUCUCCUCAAUAA
This is a messenger RNA of Rhodofomes roseus, 1023 nucleotides long. Its product is annotated as Fcf1-domain-containing protein. Gene Ontology annotation, cellular component: small-subunit processome; nucleolus. Bases 138 to 959 code for a protein of 273 amino acids. The record is from RefSeq and is a predicted model, not a curated record. Gene Ontology annotation, molecular function: small ribosomal subunit rRNA binding. Lineage: Eukaryota; Fungi; Basidiomycota; Agaricomycetes; Polyporales; Fomitopsidaceae. The transcript is spliced from 5 exons.